GAGAAUCCCACUGUGGUUCUGCUCGGCAAGCAGGCCAUUGACGAUGACAGCAAUCAGACUGGAUCCCUUUUAGCCGGCCUUUUGAAAUGGCCGCAGGCAGGUUGCGCUUCCAAAGUUGAGGUGGAUGAGGGCAAGACGUCCUUGAAAGUCGAGCGGGAGGUAGAUUCGGGCGUCCAAGAGGUUCAGAUCCCUUUGCCCGCAGUCAUCACUGCAGACCUCAGACUGAACGAGCCUCGAAGGUUGGUGAUAAUUCCCCGACAUUUUGUGUGCGUUGGUACUGUCAGUGUGUCAGUGACAGUAUCUUUGAGAUGCAAGGCUAUGCCACACUUCCAAAUCUCAUGA
Effrenium voratum is the source of this 342-nucleotide messenger RNA. NCBI's taxonomy places the organism in Eukaryota, Dinophyceae, Suessiales, Symbiodiniaceae. The record is from the annotation of a GenBank genome assembly.